AGUUUUCAUUUCUCAUGAUGUACCUUAUUUCACAUUGCUGAAUGUUUUGAUGGAUUGGAUCUCAACGAUUCAUUUAUCUUGAACCGUUCAAAAAUACCUCCGUGAUCUUGAACGCACCCCUUGUCAGACAAAAAUAAUUCCGAUCGGCAAUGAGUGCAAAUGUUUUCCGCAGCGAUACACGGCCACUAACACACACCAACGUUCUUUUUUUUCUGGAUGAUAAAGGUCGAUUUGUCAGAUAAUAGGUUGAUAACGCUAAUCGAGAUAUGGCAGCAGUCAGCUUCUCCGAGGCGCUCUGUCAGCCGUGCGUUUAUCACGAGAAAUUCAAAGCUAUCUGUUCUGAUCUAAACGUUGCAACCCUCUUGGGGGGGAACCUUAUGUGCUGAAACCCCUGUGGUCAGUUGAGCUGAAUGUAAAGAGACCCCUGAUGCCUGUCCACCUGAGUCCAGAGCAGGUGGGGCUGGAGAUGCUGUAUCUCUGUGGACAACUGGACCUUCUCAUCAGGGCACAGGUACACCAGUUCCAGGAGCAGCUGAGACCCAACUGUAGCCCUGAGGAGUCGGACACUUUCCAGGAGCAAGGAGCAGAGAUUAUUGAUCAGAUGCUCCAAUGCUUAGAACACCUGCCAAGACCUAUGCCGCACCUGGAGGACUAUCUUGACAUGGUGGGUCUGUCGACCAUGUACCCUCGCGUGGAGGUGUUCCUCAUCCAGGGCAGUCCAGUAGACAUGCUGGAGAAACCCCCAAUGGAUGAAUACUUCUCACACAUCGGGAGGCUCAAUCAGCUACUAGUACUUAGUCAGCAGCUAGAGGAGGAUGUAAAACAUCUCGGGAGCCACAAAUACAUCGCCCACCAGCUGUCAGUUAUAUAUCAAGUGCUCAGCUCAUUCCGAGGUAUCCAGCCACUGUCGGUCCUGAAGAAAGAGAUUGAGGCCAACUUCAGACAGAUGAAGACAUCUUUGCUGACAGAGGAGGGCUCCAGGCAGGAGCCUCAGCUCCCAGCACACUACAUCAGCUGGAUAUUGGAGCUGACUCUUAGUAUAACGUCAACAGUCUCCUCGCUACCAGAGGAACUCACUGAAGACCUGAGUCCAGCCAUGACCUUUGUGUCCCAGCUAUGACAUCACACCUGACAUUGGGCCCGUGUUACAUAUUACCAACCCGUGGAGCUGAGGGUCAACAACAUUUGAUUUUUUAUUAAUGUCCGACAGACCAACCCGGUGAUUCAAGAAUGAUGCUUUGACAUGUCACUGUCAUUUUAUUGAAUAGGGUCCUGAGCUCUCAUUGGUUAAGUGGAUGAAUGUUAAUGAAUGUGUUAUAAAUGUGUUAGGCCAAAUGUCUAAAAAGAGGUGCUAAAUAAUGUUACUGUAUGAAAUUGCAUUUGAACAAAUUGUUUACAUUGGCCAAUAAAUUAAAUUGAGAGAUAAGCCUAUAGACUGAAAAUCUUCUGAAUUUCAAUAACAGAGAUUGACCACGAGUCAUAGAUUUGAAAGAGAACAGGCUAAUCGGGCAAAAUGGUCACGGAAGCCACGGAUGUUCAAGGCCGACCGUGGUCGAGCAUACAUUGUUAGCGGAAAACAGGAUAGUGAAUGGAAAAAUGGAAAUCCUCAUGGUCAAUCAUCGUCUUAAUAAAUACACAUUUGAAAGAAAA
Molecule: messenger RNA, 1650 nt
Organism: Oncorhynchus mykiss (rainbow trout)
Lineage: Eukaryota; Metazoa; Chordata; Actinopteri; Salmoniformes; Salmonidae
Source: RefSeq, a predicted model, not a curated record